This is a messenger RNA of Closterium sp. NIES-65, 891 nucleotides long. The record is from the annotation of a GenBank genome assembly. NCBI's taxonomy places the organism in Eukaryota, Viridiplantae, Streptophyta, Zygnematophyceae, Desmidiales, Closteriaceae.
AUGGCUCGUCUUUACCACCGAGCUCAGCUGCCCCUGCAUAUCAAGCGCGCCAUAUGCGCGCACCACGUCGAACACCCCCAGCUGCGCCACGUUGACCUCGCACGAUGGUGCUUCACUCGUUUCAAAAUCUGCCCCGACCGCUCAACCAUCAGGCGCGUCCUGAAAAGUGCUGACCGCUGGGCUAUCGAUGACACCAAUGACAACGCCGUGCGUGUGCGCGGCGGCGCGUAUCCGGAGCUUGAGCGCGCCAUGGCACGGUGGAUAGCCAGGGCGGGGCCAGCUGGGGUGCCUCUCACCCUUGCGACUAUUCGGGACCAUGUCGCCUACAUGGCCCGCGAGAACGGUCUGCCGGCUACGUUUCGUUGCUCCAUCGGCUGGGUGCGUCGCGCAUUACGCCGCCAGGGCGUGAGAUGCUUGAGCGCGGUUGGCGAGGAGGCCGACCAGGACAUGACGGCCGUGCGCACCACGCAGGAGAAGCUGCCGCAGCUCCUUAUGCAUUUGAACGUGAGGCCGCGCAACACCUUCAAUUUUGACGAGACGGCCCUCUACAUUUCCGUUCUGCCGCGGAAGACCUACGGCACGGGCCGUGUUGCGGGCAGGAAGAAUGGCAAAGAGAGGCUCACCGUCGGCUUCCUCGUCAACGCCGACGGCUCUACCUUGUUCCGCCCUCUCGUGAUCUCCAAGGCCCGGCGCCUGCACGACUUCCGCCCCGACUACGACCCGGAGGAGUUGUGCUACUGGCGCAACACUGCCAAGGGGUGGAUGACUACCGCGCUCUUCACACACUACAUCGAGCAGCUGGAUGCGGCUAUGUUUGCGGAGGGGCGGCAGAUCGUGAUACUGCUCGACAAUGCCAGCACUCACACGCUGUGUGAAAAUGAACGAGAAUGA